UAGUUUGGUAGACUGAUAAGUAGAGGCUCCGUCAUUUUAUCAACGGUCAUAACAUUCUGUGAUGUCAGGCAGCCUUUCUGCGUCUAUAGCUACCGUUCUGGAGGAUGAUCUUUCAUCUUCAGAUGUUGUAUCACAAACAGACCAGACACGGAGUCGUGGUUGUCAUUCUUAUGUUGCACCAGAACGGCCAGCACCAACUAAGAAUGCUUGUAAUGCUACUGGCACGGAUGACGACAGUAGGAAAGCCUGUGUUUCCACUAAUAUCAGCAAUCUGAGGCUCUCUGGUAUCCCAAUGGCGGGCUUUGAGGUAAUACCCAUAAUGACACCUGGUGGGUGUAGUCUGCCAGCAUACCAGUGGGAAUGGUUUGUUGAAAUAUCUGAUGAUCAACGCUGGAUGAAAGUGAGUGAGGGUUUGACUUUCAUUCCCGAGUCUGAGCACGUGGGUCGGAAGAUCAAGGUCAAGUGUGUUCCAUGUGCUGGGCAGGAAGAUGGGCCUCGUGAAGUGAUCAGUGAAUAUGCUAUUGCCGAAGGUCCCAAAUAUGGGGGCAUGAGCCAACGCCAUCACACCACCGCUGACUUUCUUCAGUCACGUGAUCAGCUCCGAAUCAUCACCUAUAACAUUCUGUUUGAUGCAUACCUUCGUAGAGAUAGUCCUGCCGACUACAGGUACUGUGCCACUCAUGUCUUGGAGGAGAGCUUCCGUCAGCAAUUAGUUCUCAAAGAAGUGAAGCGUUACCAUGGUGACAUUUUGUGUUUCCAGGAGGUUGGACCAAAUGUCUACACCACCUACCUUCAACCGGCAUUAAAUGCUGCUGGAUAUGAAGGAGUGUUCACUUCAAAACCCAACGAGUUUAGAGAAGGUCUUGCCAUGUUUUAUCGAACUGAUAAAAUUCAACUCAAACAGUCGUCAAUCAUUAUUAUGAAGGAUGUCUUGAUCAGUGACAAUGCAUUUAGUAGUUUGCGUGUUAUCUUACAAAGGCACUUUGCGGAUGUGUUCCAGUUGGUGUGCAGUCUAGAUCACGUGUGUCAAGUAGUGAUCUUUAGCAAUGGAGCAAGAUCAUUCAUGGUUCUUAAUACGCAUCUCUAUUGGACAGUUGAUUUCGAAUUUGUCCCACUCAUUCAAGUGUAUAUCAUAUUUCACUGCAUUGACCUCAUGCGGAAAGAACUCGGAUUAGAAGGUGCAGGUAUAGUAUUCGCUGGUGACCUCAACAACCAACCCAAUUCAGACACGUACCGAUAUAUCAAUGAAGGUAAAUUUCAACUCGGAAAAGGCACCAAGGAUCAAAUUCAUCUGCAUCAUUCUCUACGUUUGACCAAUGCGACUGGCACCCCUCGCUACUCAUGUGUUCUGGAUCACACUCAGUUCCUUUUAGACUACGUCUAUGUCAACAGUUAUUUUUCUGUCUUGCAGUGCAUCCCUUUGCCUACUGAAGAAGAGCUAGAGCAAGAUGGCAAAUUUGUUUUGCCUUCGUCUCGUUUCGGUUCUGAUCAUUUGGCCAUUGGUGUUGAUGUAGAGAUGGUGUAAACAUUUGACAUGCAGUUGACUAUAUUGACAGGUAGGAUACUUGGCUGUUUUAAGUAAGAUUCAUCUGGUUUAUUUACUGUAUGACUUCAAUAUUUGGUAUGUACGCGUAAAAUUCAUUCAUGUGUUAUUCUUAAUAUAUUGAUAUUACUUGUGCA
This is a messenger RNA of Corticium candelabrum, 1680 nucleotides long. Its product is annotated as 2',5'-phosphodiesterase 12-like. Gene Ontology annotation, molecular function: 3'-5'-RNA exonuclease activity. The coding region runs from base 62 to 1525 and encodes 487 amino acids. Gene Ontology annotation, biological process: nuclear-transcribed mRNA catabolic process, deadenylation-dependent decay. Gene Ontology annotation, cellular component: mitochondrion. The record is from RefSeq and is a predicted model, not a curated record. NCBI's taxonomy places the organism in Eukaryota, Metazoa, Porifera, Homoscleromorpha, Homosclerophorida, Plakinidae. The transcript has a single exon.